UGCAAAUAUCAACCCUGAAGCUCACUGGGGCAAAUUCACCAUACUUAUCCACCUUAAUUGAUAAAUCAGUUUUAAAAUUAAGUGAUCUACGAAAUGCUUUCGUAAAUGUAGGUCCAAGUUGGCGUACAUUUGUUUUGAUCAUAAGUCUAACAUGAAAAAAUCAAUAUAUAUACCUAUACCUUUACAUCUCGUAUAAAAAUUAAAACUCAUAUUGUACUUACAUGUAAUAUAACCCUGAACUGAACCACACAUCGGAAGGGAAGGAAGUAAUAUUUUACCAUUACUCAUAGAGUUUUUUCCAACGCACCUUACCUACCUGUAUUAAAAAGAUAACGUGUACACAUGCGAAUGUUACUUUAGACUCGCGUUUCAACACGUAAUUUUUCAUUGACUAAUGAAAAAAGUUUCACCAACAGCUAUCGAUGGUCGUGCCGGCGGAAUCAUGGUUAAGCCAGUCAUUAAUCGUUGAUUUGUCGUCGAGCAACAUACAAGUUUCUCAAAGCUUCUCCUGCCAGUCUUGUCACGUGUUUAACGUAGAUACCUAUUCUAUUCGGAAGUGUAAAUCCUUCGAGUGUUCGAAAUUCGAUUUUUUACAUGGAAAUUCUCCACAUUCUCGCGAAUUUAUUUCUUUUCAACGUGGUCGUCGCUCAAAUUAUGUCCAAGUGUUGUCCUCUAAAUCACGAACUUUUCAUCGGCGGUACUAACUUGAGCGAUAUCGAACGUGAAAAUGUAUUCUGCAGGCCGACCAAUGGAACCGUUUUGGUAGCCGUUGAUUCACCAUCAUUGACCAUCGGGUUGCCGAAUUGCUCGAAAUUGAAUAUUAUCGACGUGUAUAGAAGAGAUUUGAAAAUAUCCUGCCUCGAUAGGAUCACCCAGCUGAACGAUGUGUAUGCUUUGCGAUGCGCUGAAAACGAAACUGAGAAUUCCAACGAGAUUGUGACCACAGUCAGCAUGCGGAAGUGUUGCCCAUCCCAUCGAGCUUAUAAUUGGGAUAAGCAGUAUUGCUUCAGCCAGUACACCCAAGAUAAUCACGAUUCGGCUACGAAUUUAAUCAAACUAGCUUGGAAUAGAACACCUCAUUUCGUCAAUUUAUCCUUCGGUUCGCCCGUUUGCAGAAAAAGUGACGUACUAAUUGAUAAAAUCUUGCACAGAGAUAAAGUCGAGUUCCUCAAUACGGACGCCAUAGCUAUCAAAGAGCUCAACAGCUCCGUCAUAUUAUCAUUCGACGAAUUCUGCGUCGAUUUAGUCGAUGACCGAUUCGAAUACUUAGCAAUUAGAUCCUGCCAAGACUACCUCACCUCGUGUAAACACGACAAUAAAGUCUGCGUCCAGAAAUGCUGCCCGGUAGGAUACGAAUACCACGAAGAAAAAUGCAUACCGUCAACGCGACCUUUAUCGUUAACAUUUUACAACAUUACACAAACCUACGAUUCGGAAGCGAUGCCAGUUACCGUAAAACCGGCGUUUCUGCAAGCGAGUCAUUGUGCCACUGGAAAAUACCAACUCAUCGAUGAUGACGAGCCAAAAAAAUACCUACUAACUACCAGUGGAACUGUCUACAUGCCGGCUACGAAUCGAGUCAUUGAUAUAGAUUCCUAUUGCGUUGAUAACGUUAAAUUUCAUAAUAAAACCAGAACUUUCGUCUGCGUUCACGAAGAGAAAAGCAUGUUCACUGUGAUCCGCGAACUGAAACCUUUGCUGACUUCGAUUUGCGCCGCCAUUUCGGCCUUUUUCUUCAUCCUAACGUUCCUGAUUUAUUUGUGCCUGCCGUCGCUGAGGAAUUUACACGGGCAGUUGAUUAUGAGUUAUUUGUUCGCGUCUGCGGCCAGUUACGUGAUGGUGGUCAUCCAUCGGACUGUUCAGCUUCGAAUGUAUUCGGAUUCUAUUUGUAAAACUGCUGGUUAUACCAUGCUUUUUGUGACUUUAGCAUCGUUUUGUUGGCUUAACGUGAUCUCAUUCGAUAUUUGGUCUACUUUUAGAAUAACCAGAUCGACAUUCCUGAAGAAAUCCAAAACGUGUAAAAAAUUAAUCCUGUAUAAUAUUUACGGCUGGGGAUAUCCAUUGUUAUGGUCAAUAUUCGCCUCCGGCUCGAGAUAUAUUUUCAACAUUGAUGAAAAUUCGCCUUGGAAUUGCGAUAUCGGCCAAGUUUCCUUUUCCUGUUGGUUUGCUGAUUAUGGAAGAAGUAAAAUCAUAUACUUCAUCGUACCCAUUUCCAUUAUGCUGGUAUUUAACGCAAUAAUUUUCAUCACCAUAGUAAAAUACUGUUCCAGUGUAAAAGCAGAACUAUACAGCACAAAUAAUUGUAAUUAUUCGCUGAAAAAAUAUUCGAAAAAUAAAAACGACUUCAUGAUAAAUAUAAAAUUAUUCAUACUUAUGGGACUGAAUUGGAGUUUGGAAAUCGUCGCACUCGUCGUACAACCUCAACAUCGAGUUUUCUUCGUAAUUUCCGAUCUUCUGAAUGCUCUAGUCGGUUUAAUUGUAUUUUGUAUCUUAAUUAUGAAACGCAAAGUGUUACAUAAUUUGAAAAAAACACUUUGCCAAGGUAGUCAGCAGCAGGGCUUAGAUAGAUUGACUAGAUCAAAUGCGUCUACAUCGUCGUCAAAUCUGCAAAGUUCUACUAAUUUGAAAAGAAGUAGUGUUCAUAGGUUUUAGAAAUGCGAAAAAUCGGUACCUAAUAUUUUACCUUACUAAUUUCCUAUGUUUUAAUACCUAUCUACCUACCUAUUUUUCAAAUGCAUUUGUUCCAUGUUCUUAACGAAUGUGGAAUUUAAAAAAGUUCCUUUCUUUGUUUGACUACCUCCUAUCUAGUUUUUUUUAAGGCACCUAAAUCGAACUGUUUAUAUUUAUUAAUUGAACAAUACCUAUUUGUAUUUUAGGAUAAGUAUUGAGUCAUUUUUUUCUCGUUUUAUUUUUAAAUUUUUUUUUUUAGUUUAAAGUCAACUGAAACCAAAUCUACUUAUGUAUUUCAUUUUUCUUUAGAUUAAGUAUUUUACAUGUACCUAGCUACCUGUACCUAUCUAUAACGAAAGUAAGGUCGUGGUCACGAGAUAUUGUUUUACUAAACGACGAUUCAUUUUUUGUACACUGUUUGAAAACAUUGUUUCUUGUGCUUAUAUGUAUAUUUCAAUGAAGUCUGAUACCUGAAAAAAGUACUUCCUGGAUUAGGAUAGGAAAUGCACUCAAAAAGCAACUCCUCACUUCCGAUAGUUGGCCUCGUAAGAGCUUCUCUUGUACAAAUAUUCUGAGAAUAAAUGACAUUGGAUCUUUAAAAUUAGCUACCGUAGGCUACUCUGUUUUUUAUUCGACUUCUACAAAUGUCACACCUUGGAUUUUUGAUCAAAAUUAAAUUUUUUUUUCUCAAUUAAUUUUUUUGUUUCUAAAAACAGCAGAGAAGUGCUAAAAAUUUGGCUCUUAUUUGUUGUAUAUUAAGACGUACUUGAUAAGAUUAAAAAAUAGAUGAAUUAAAAAGAUAAAAAUUGGAAUAGCCUCGAAAAGUACUUAAGUACUAUGGUACCUAUCUACUGGAGUGAACUUGAUGUUCCUAUGAGAGCCAAUAGAUUUAGAUUAAGUAAGUUUUUAUUAUAAGUAUUUGAAUGUGAAUGAACAAUUGAAAUAAAUAAAUGUUCAUUAGUUUCAA
Planococcus citri (citrus mealybug) is the source of this 3637-nucleotide messenger RNA. Its product is annotated as G-protein coupled receptor Mth2-like. The record is from RefSeq and is a predicted model, not a curated record. Gene Ontology annotation, molecular function: G protein-coupled receptor activity. Gene Ontology annotation, biological process: cell surface receptor signaling pathway. NCBI's taxonomy places the organism in Eukaryota, Metazoa, Arthropoda, Insecta, Hemiptera, Pseudococcidae. Bases 595 to 2652 code for a protein of 685 amino acids. Gene Ontology annotation, cellular component: membrane. The transcript has 5 exons.